CCUGCUCCAGUAUACUAUAAACAAUGGUGAGGGUAUACUGCCUGUUUAUCCUUCUACCCGGAGCAUACUCCGUCUUUGUUCCGGAGGGUGGGCACCAUGUCUUCACCUGCUCUAGGAAGGAUUGGUUCUUCUGUAGAUGGGAGUAUAAUGGGUCAGUUUGUGAGACUGCUCCAGAUAUUGGAAGAGCUCCAAGCUGCGAUAAAAUUAGGGGAGCAAGCUGGCAGGUAGGUGGAGGAUGUGAUCUAAAGGUUGAAAAUAUAACCAAGGAGCUCCAAGGAAAAUGGAGGGCAACAAUCAUUAUCAAUGGAGACGGAGAGGAAAAAAUUGCUGAGCAUUGCGAGGAAGAAAUAUCCCUGUUUACUCCAGGAUCCGUAGCUAUAUCUAAACUUCCAUACAGUUUACCUGUAAACAAAGCCCAAGCAGUACAGUGCAGUACAAACAGUGUACAACCGGUGCCAAGCAUCUUUGCUACAGUGAAGGUUAACGAUAGCACAAGGUAUAUUGAUGAAGCUCUCAAUAACACUAGCACAAAUUUGGUCAAAAUAUUUCAAUUUAUUCCACAAAUACAAGAUGGAGGACACAUAGAAAUCUCAUGUAUUGUAAAACAAAGUAUUGAUGGCGCAGUUGUGUACACUGAUCUUGCAUCAGCUGUUUCAAAAGUCGUCUUCCCACCACAGCCUCAAACUGGGCUUGAGGUCGAAACAGUAUUAAACCGAACCCUACACAUGUCCCUACUUAUCAGUUGCUACCCGCUCCCUUCCCUUCAGGAAAUAUCUUGGCAUUUUGUAGGGGCCAACUCUUCAGAUUCUUUCCAGGUUCUAGUAGAUGAUCUGAGUAGGGAUUAUAUUAUCCUUGUAUCUCCUGUAUCUGACCGAACCGUCAAUAUUUCUCUCAUAAUCAGAUCUGUAACCAAAGAAGAUUUAGAUUUGUUUCAGUAUUUAAGGGUAGUUAAUAUAGCAGGAGAUCAAGAUUAUAGCAUUCUUCUAACACAGAAAAGUGUAUCGAACCUAGUACCUGGAGUAAAUACUGUUGGAUACGUCCUACUCGCAGUAUCUCUGAUAUCCAUCUUCCUUCUGGUAAUCCUGGCUGGGGUUCUUCUUAACGCUAAAGCAACGGGAAAAUGGUGUUUCAGCAAUUCAAUUCAGAUUGUCGAGAUUGCGGAAGAAAGAAUUCCUUUACAAGAUAAACCAGGAGAAGGGUUGGAUAGGAAUGGAAUACAGAAUGAGAAACUGGAGACAGUGGAGAAGGAGGAGAAUAUGGAGGAGAAGGAGAAACGAGGAAGACAGACAAAAAGAGAGACUUUACAUUCUAAGUCCCGGAGCCCUAGUCCUAUAGUCCGAUCCAGUAGACGGGGGUCAGGACGGAAAACUAGCUCCGCCCUCUCUCCUAUUCAGAAAGUUAGUGUAACGUCACGUGAAUCAACUUAUCCUGUUAUGUAAACAAUAAACAAGGUGCUGUACAGUGAUGGUACUGCAACUAGUUUAAUUAUGUUUAAACAAUACGCAAGAUGGUGUACAGUGAUGGUACUGGACUAGUUUAAUUAUGUUUAUCUUAUUGUUAAUUUGUCACUACUUACUAGUAUUAUAUGAUAUGUUUGUGAAUUUAAUGUGGAUAUAUUUGACGUACGAUGCACCUUUUAAGAACUCCAUUUAAUUUUUUUCUUUCUGAAUUUUUUUUUCCAGAAUAAAACAUAUCUUUAAAUCCCAGCUUUUCUCCUUCUCCAACAAAAUUUCUUUUGAUAUUAUGAUGCCGAACCAAAAAUGCAUAUUACAGGCAUUAAAUUCUACUUCAGAUUUUGAAAUUUAAAACAAGCAAAAUGAUACUAUUAAAUGUCGAAUCCAAUGUGUCGACUUUAUCAAAUGUCGACAGAAUUAUUAAACGUCGACUGUAUCAAGUCUCGACUGUAAUGGGUGCAGCUUGUCGUCACUUGUGGUACCGUGCAAUUAUUAUUCCUUUAUAAAAAGCUGUUUUUUUUUUGGUAUGCAACAAUUUGCAUUUAAUCCCGCCGGGAUAUUUUCAUUG
This is a messenger RNA of Eurytemora carolleeae, 2022 nucleotides long. RefSeq lists its product as uncharacterized. Lineage: Eukaryota; Metazoa; Arthropoda; Copepoda; Calanoida; Temoridae. The transcript has 15 exons. The record is from RefSeq and is a predicted model, not a curated record. The coding region runs from base 24 to 1439 and encodes 471 amino acids.